AUGGAUAACAGCAACAGCCAAUCGCACAACGAGCAGCUGGCCUUGCAUGUGGAGCACACGUGGCCAAAUCGCUUCCCCGUCUUCUGCGGCGUCUUGCGACGCCACCCGCUGCCCAUCACAUGCGGUGCGGCGGCUACAGCGCUGCAGGGCAGCUGCACCGAUGCGGUACUGGCGGUUGACGCAUACUUAUCGGGUAAAAAUCGCGGCGGCCAACCACCACCGCUGGAGGACGGAGAAAUCCAGUUGUUUCCGCGACUCGAGUUGCCCAGGCGAGAUCACGGAGUGACGAUGGCUGUGUCGCCCUUCCGCUGUUUCAAAAUGCGGCGCGUGGAGGCGGGCACCUCGCUGCUCUGGAGGGCGGAGUCAACGGGCAGCGCCAGCGACGAUGCCGACAUUCUCCUCACGCUGUUAGACUCUUCACAUCAGAAGCGCGUGAAUGGCCACGCGCGUCGCGCAUCGCCGCCAGUCACUCGCCGUGCUGAAGAUGAUCGCCCAGUCGAGGAGAGACUGGGCAUGAAGGAGCUGCGGGUGAGGUGCGCCUCAAUGGGUCUCUUAACGAAUGGCACCAAAAAGGACCUUAUCGCCAGGCUGCGCCAACACAAUUCUUUGCAGCCAUCGGGGCCUCCGUCGGAGUUGCUGCGGACAGGUGAGCAACCCCAACAAGAGCAGCAGCAGCGGCAGCAGAAGCAGAAGCAGCAGACAAGUGGAAUGAUGAUUGGGGAUGCUCUCAGCGCCGCCACUAAGCGCUACGGGUUGACAAAUGAGGAGCAGUUUGAAUACUCUCAGCGCUUGCGCACGCCAUUCCGCUCACCAUCUGCCACCAGUCAGUCGCCCUCGCCACCUCCAGCAGAGCAGCAGCAACAACAACCCCCGCGCAGACUAUUGGGUACUCCGCAGGAGUUUGUUGAUGCACUGGUGCAGCGCAACAAGCGUGGCGGUCGUACCGCACGAGCCGCUGCUUUCGCUUCAGCAACAAACGACACCACGUGCUCCUCGUGGCGGCUCCUCGUUGAUAACCGCGAGCGCAUUCGUGGUACCCACGACCACGUCAUCGAGGCAUUCACAGCAGCUGGUGUGCCCACCGUGUCGUGUGCGCUGCCCUGUGGCGACUUCAUGAUCGGUAUCGACGCACCUUGUGGCACAAGCGUUCAACCGAUGGGUGGAGAAGGCAGCAACUCCUUUAGCGCGAGCUCUAUCUUUGCAGAAGGUUCAGGCGGGCAGGCGCAGCGCAUCUUCUCUGUCGUGGUGGAGCGCAAAACAGUGAAGGACCUGUGCGCGAGCAUUGCGACUCCACGCUACUAUGAGCAGCGUCGCCUACUCUCCGCUUCCCCAUUUCGCUCUGUGGUGUGGGUGGUGGAGGGCACCACACAGCAGCUGCGUCCGGAAGAGCACCGCCGCGUGCUUUCGGCGUGCGCGUCCCUCGCCGCUGUGCCACGCUUCUGCGUCGUGCGAACACGUCAUCUCGCGGAAACGAUCGUGUGGCUACGAAGUCUCGCCGCCGCCUACGUCACGGCACUGACGCCAACCACGGUGGGAAUCGGCAAACGACCAUUGCUCGCGGACAGCACGGCUUGUAUGCGUCACGUGGCGGAACUGCGACGGGAACUUCGGGCUCGCACCACCUUCCCACGCGUACUGAUGUGUAUCCGCGGCUGCUCAUCAGGGCUUGCGGUGCAGCUUGCCCGCAAGUACGGCUCUCUUCUCAAUCUCUGGAGGCGUCUGAAGAAUCAGGGCCGAGAAGCCUGCGACGCAGACAUGGACAUACGUCGCCUAACAACUACACAGAGGGAUGUGUACGUCCGCCUCACAGAAUUACUGCUGGCGGAGGAAUAUUAUUAA
This is a messenger RNA of Trypanosoma grayi, 1839 nucleotides long. Its product is annotated as DNA repair protein. Gene Ontology annotation, cellular component: Holliday junction resolvase complex; nucleus. Lineage: Eukaryota; Euglenozoa; Kinetoplastea; Trypanosomatida; Trypanosomatidae. The coding region runs from base 1 to 1839 and encodes 612 amino acids. Gene Ontology annotation, molecular function: crossover junction DNA endonuclease activity; DNA binding; 3'-flap endonuclease activity. The record is from RefSeq and is a predicted model, not a curated record. Gene Ontology annotation, biological process: resolution of meiotic recombination intermediates; double-strand break repair via break-induced replication; mitotic intra-S DNA damage checkpoint signaling. The transcript has a single exon.